Cuscuta europaea is the source of this 3309-nucleotide messenger RNA. NCBI's taxonomy places the organism in Eukaryota, Viridiplantae, Streptophyta, Magnoliopsida, Solanales, Convolvulaceae. The record is from the annotation of a GenBank genome assembly.
AUUAUGCCCAAUAUUCUUGUCCAACAAACCAAAGGUCCAAUAUUAAUUAAAGGCUUGAGGAAGCCGAGCAAACAUCUCUGGAGUUGGGAUCCGACAUCUAUCAUCCACAAACGGUUGAACGCUCCGCCAAGUCGCCGGUUUCAUCCUCCGUCAGACGCCAACACGCAGCACAUCAGCAGCACCGCAGCACGCCUCUUCAGUCUUCAACUACUCAUAUCACUCCCGUCGCUCAGUCGCCUGCUCUCCGCCACUCAACCUUCAGCGGCUCAGUCAAUCGGCGCUUCCCUCAAUUUUCACAUCCAACCAUUCGUAGUCCUGUGGAUGCUACAAUUUAUUCUGAAGAAGCUCUUGCUUGAGUGGAAUUGUUUUUCUUCUUUUGUGCAGGUGUUUGAAGGCGAACAUGAAACUUGAUUAAAGAUCCAUGUGAUGGUAGAUGUGUUCAUGUAAGAAAGUGUUCCAAGUGAAUUAACCUUCUUGAAAUGGAGUCGUGUAAUUGCAUUGACCCACAAUGGCCUGCCGACGAGUUACUAAUGAAGUAUCAGUAUAUAUCGGAUUUCUUCAUUGCUCUUGCUUAUUUUUCCAUCCCGGUCGAGUUGAUAUACUUUGUCAAAAAAUCAGCAGUUUUUCCUUACAGAUGGGUGCUUUUGCAAUUUGGUGCAUUCAUCAUCCUUUGUGGGGCGACACACUUUAUCAACUUAUGGACUUUUGGGAUGCAUACAAGAACAGUUGCCAUAGUCAUGACAACCGCAAAGCUUUUGACGGCAUUAGUUUCAUGUGCGACUGCACUUAUGCUUGUACACAUUAUUCCGGAUUUAUUAAGCGUCAAAACAAGGGAGCUUUUUUUGAAAAACAAGGCUGCAGAGCUGGAUAGGGAGAUGGGCCUUAUCCGUACACAAGAAGAGACUGGCAGACAUGUCAGAAUGCUUACUCAUGAAAUAAGAAGCACUCUUGACCGGCAUACUAUUCUGAAGACUACCCUUGUGGAGUUGGGAAGGACGUUAGGUUUGGAAGAGUGUGCAUUAUGGAUGCCUACCCGUACUGGACUAGAGCUGCAACUUUCAUACACUCUUCGACACCAAAACCCUGUUGGAUUUACCGUUCCAAUUCACCUUCCUGCCAUCAGUCAGGUCUUCAGUACAAACCGUGCAGUGAAGAUAUCGCCGAAUUCUCCUGUAGCAAGACUACGGCCUGCUGGGAAGUACAUGCCUGGGGAGGUAGUUGCUAUCCGUGUCCCUCUUCUUCAUCUCUCUAAUUUCCAAAUCAAUGACUGGCCUGAACUCUCAACAAAACGCUAUGCUUUGAUGGUCUUGAUGCUCCCUUCUGAUAGUGCAAGACAAUGGCACGUCCAUGAGUUGGAGCUUGUUGAAGUUGUCGCUGACCAGGUUGCUGUUGCGCUCUCUCAUGCUGCAAUUUUAGAAGAGUCAAUGAGGGCAAGGGAUCUUCUCGUGGAGCAGAACAUUGCCCUUGACUUGGCAAGAAGAGAAGCCGAGACAGCUGUACGUGCUCGUAAUGAUUUCUUGGCUGUUAUGAACCAUGAGAUGAGAACUCCCAUGCAUGCAAUUAUAGCACUCUCUUCGUUGUUACAAGAAACAAAGUUGAGCCCCGAACAGCGUCUCAUGGUAGAAACAAUUCUAAAGAGCAGCAACCUUCUGGCAACUCUCAUCAAUGAUGUCUUGGAUCUUUCAAGACUAGAGGACGGUAGCCUUCAACUUGAGAUAGCCACGUUUAACCUUCAUGCACUUUUCCUGGAGGUCCAGAAUUUGAUCAAGCCGAUUGCGUCGGUUAAAAAGCUGUCUGUCAAUCUGAAUUUGUCUUUAGAUUUACCUGAGUUUGCUAUUGGUGAUGAAAAGCGGCUCAUGCAAGUGCUUUUGAAUGUUAUUGGCAAUGCUGUAAAGUUCUCCAAAGAAGGCAGUAUAUCGAUUUCUGCAUUCGUCGCUAAAUCUGAAUUUUUAAGAGAUCCUCAAGCUCCUGACUUCUUCCCGGUGCUAACUGAAAAUAACUUUUAUUUACGUGUACAGGUUAAAGAUAUGGGAGUGGGAAUUAACCCUCUGGAAAUUCCCAAGAUCUUUAGCAAGUUUGCUCAAAACCAAACAUUGACCCCAACUAAAAACUCUGGUGGUUCUGGGCUUGGCCUUGCCAUUUGUAAGAGGUUUGUCAAUAUAAUGGAAGGACAAAUAUGGAUGGAAAGUGAAGGUGUUGGAAAGGGAGCUACUGCUAUUUUUAUUGUCAAACUUGGAAUUCCUGGACUCUCAAAUGAACUAAAACCCUCCUUUGGUCAAAAGCACCCACCCAAUCAUGCCCAUACAAUCUUUUCAGGGCUCAAAGUCUUGCUUAUGGAUGAUAAUAGUAUGAGCAGGACAGUGACCAAGGGACUACUGUCGCACCUCGGCUUUGAUGUAACAACUGUCUAUUCUGGAGAUGAAUGCUUGAGAGUUGUUAACCAUGAGCACAAGAUAGCAAUCAUAGACAUGUCCAUGGCAGGCAUAGGUGGAUAUGAGCUACUUUCUAAUCAGAUACAUGAGAAGUUUUCAAGACGCCAAGAGAGGCCAUUCAUUGUUGGCCUAAUAGGAACUACAGACCGAGUGAUAAAAGAACGAUGCUUGAGGGCGGGUAUGGAUGGAGUAAUACUCAAACCUGUUUCUGUGGAGAAAAUGAGAAAUGUUUUAACUGCGCUUUUUGAGCAUGGGGUUGUACUUGACAUGCAGUAGGAUAGGAGGAAGUUGUACUUCAAGGAUAUACUUUGGCAAUGAUAUGAAUGCACCUUGGAGGUGUGUAUAUACAAUUCAGCAUUCCGGCAAUCUGGAGAAGUUUGUGGAUCCAACUGUUUACAACGGGAGAAACUAUCUUGGGUGGAGAAACUAAAGACCCUUUUGAUUUGCAGAGAAGCAAGAUUUUUUUUCAAGUUAUUCUUGGAAGUGUUUGAAUCUACUAUCUUGGAUCACCUUCUCUUAGAAACCAAGAGUCCAUGACACCUUUAAUUUGUAGAUGAUGAUGCACAUAUCUUGGGAAGUAGCAUUUUCCCGUUUCCGGAACGUAAACGGAAACUCCUACUUUCUAGGUUCAAGUUAGGAAAAAAAUUGACAUUACCAUGUGUUGUUUUUCACGGUCCCCGUUUUUGUUUUCCUACAAUAUAGGCUUCAGAAAUGCUUUAAGAAGUCAUAAGUUAAUGUGCAAUUGUGCAUCAGUGCAUGCAUUUUUCUUCUAUGAAUGACACAUUUGCUCAUUCUUAUUUACCUUGUACCACAUAUAUGUACAAUAUGACAUUAAUUGAUUGUGUAUGGCGUGUCAAUGUGUCAUAGUGAAUUUUCA